AUGAAGGACGCCGUCAGUAACAUUUUAGAGCAAUUUAAUAAUCAUUUUGGUAAAUACCCGAAGUUCACCCAGUUUGAUCAAGGCACAGAGUUCUACAACAAAGAAGUAAAGUCAUUGCUCAAUAAACAUAACAUUGAGUUUUUCUCUACUUACUCAGACAAGAAGGCCGCAGUUGUGGAAAGAUUUAACAGAACACUGAAAGCUCUAAUGUGGAAGUACUUUUACAGUGCCAGUACAUAUAAAUGGUUUGACGUCCUUCAAGACUUAACUGAUAAUUACAACAGUUCAGUGAACAGAUCAAUUAAAACAACACCGGACAGCGUAAAUGAGUCCAAUUGA
Molecule: messenger RNA, 339 nt
Organism: Paramuricea clavata
Lineage: Eukaryota; Metazoa; Cnidaria; Anthozoa; Malacalcyonacea; Plexauridae
Source: the annotation of a GenBank genome assembly